This is a messenger RNA of Raphanus sativus (radish), 4346 nucleotides long. RefSeq lists its product as uncharacterized. The transcript is spliced from 2 exons. The record is from RefSeq and is a predicted model, not a curated record. NCBI's taxonomy places the organism in Eukaryota, Viridiplantae, Streptophyta, Magnoliopsida, Brassicales, Brassicaceae. Gene Ontology annotation, molecular function: zinc ion binding. Bases 489 to 2912 code for a protein of 807 amino acids.
AAAAAGGGCUUAUUGCAAAAGUGACUCAAAACUUGAAUUCAAACAGAAAACUAACCUUUUCUUUUGACUCAUUUUUUUUUUGAGUUUUUAACCCCACAUCUGCAUUUUAUCUACGAAAAUGCCAUUAACCCUUUUUUUUUUUUUUUUCGAAAAUGGCUUCUUUACUGUCUCAACCUCAUUUUCUUCAAGUAUUUACAAUAUUGCCACUGCCAUGAAUAGUGGGAACAACCUUGUACGAACUGUUUGGAGCUUUUAAUGCCCUUUAAUGCACGUAAAUCUCUUUACACUCUCUCUGUUUCAAUUGUUAUGAACUAAAAACAACAUUUCUUUCACUUUCUCUCCAUAUUCAUCCAAAAAACUGAAGCUUUUGAUUCAAAAUUGUUUGGAGCCAUAUUUCUUUCGUUUUGACUUACGGUUGCUUUCGUUUGAGGUUCUGGGUGGUUGGAGAAGACCCUGUGUGCAAACAAAGUCAUCUCACCUAGUUGAAGAUGAUUUUUAAGUUACAUGCAGUGUAUGGAGAAUGGUUGUUGAGAGAUUUCCGUUGGGAUUUUGUGGUUGAUGAUCUCAAAGGAGCAAGAUUGUUUUUAUUGAAUGAAGAUUCAACACAUGCUGAACUUGUUGCAAUGGCUCAAGAAGAUUAUAACCUGGACAUGAGAUCAGUGACUGUGGAGAUUAGCUACUCAUUACCAGCAGAAAUGAUGAUGACUCCAAGCAGUCCUCCCAUUCAUGUUACAAGUGAUAGACAAGUUCGAAACUUGCUCGAGAUACUCAAAACGCAUAGAGUAUGUCUUUGUGUAUCAAGCCGCAGCAAGGUGGAAACGGUUUCAGAGAAAAGAGAAGAAGCUGGUGAUAAUGAUGAAGCUGGUGAAUGGGAAGAAGAUGUUGGUGAUAAUGAUGAAGCUGGUGAAUGGGAAGAAGAUGUUGGUGAUAAUGAUGAGGCUGAUGAAUGUUUUGAAGAUGUUGGUGAUAAUGAGUCUGUUGAAGAUGAAAAUCAAGAUGGGGAGGAGGAAAAUGGGGAGGAGGAAAAUGGGGAGGAGGAUGCUGAUAACACUAUUGUUGGUGAAACGGAUCAGAAUGGUGGGGAUUACAGUCUUUAUGGAAAGGUUCUAGAUGAGGACGAGGAAGAUGAUGAUAAUAUUUGUUUUGAAGAAAUUGAAAAGACAUAUGCUAAGACAAAUGCUAUUGAAGGAGGAAAAUCGGAUUGUACCAGCAUCUAUGUCAACCAGAGUUUUGUUAGCAAGGAUGCACUGCUUUCAGAGCUGCGGUUGACAGCAGUGAGGGGUAGGUUUUCUUUCAGAAUAUACAAAUCAACAAAAACUCUCCUUGUGGCAAUAUGUCGGGUUAGCGGUUGUGGAUGGAAGAUCAGAGCGAGUGUGAAACAUGGGUCAAACACGUUUUGGGUAACAAAGUAUGUGGAAAAACAUUUAUGCUCAAUUGGAGACCGAAUCGCUCAGCGGAGACACUGUACUCCAAAGUAUGUUGGUAGUCUUUUCAUUGAUCGUGUUGGGAUCAUUGAUGGGAUAACUCCACAGCAUAUCACUGAUGCAAUGAAGAACAUGUUUGGCAUGACGCUUGAUUACACCACUUCAUACAGAGCACUGUUAUAUGCACAGAAAUUGGUGAGAGGAUCAGCAGAAGAAGGGUAUUCGCGUCUGCCUUCAUAUCUCGAGCAAAUCUCCAUUGCAAAUCCUGAUUCUAUCACGGCUAUAGAACUUGAUUCUGAGAAAAGAUUUAAGUAUCUAUUUCUCUCUUUUGGAGCUUCUAUCAAAGGUUUUAAGUAUCAGAGAAGGGUCAUUGUGGUGGAUGGAACUCACCUAAGUGGAAAGUAUGGAGGUGUUAUGUUAGUUGCAGCCGCACAAGAUGGCAAUUUUCAGAUAUUCCCAUUGGCUUUUGGGAUCGUGGAUGCUGAAGAUGAACCUUCUUGGGAAUGGUUUUUCACAAAAUUGGCUAGUUGUAUAUCUCAUGACAAGCCUCUGGUGAUAGUCUCUGACCGGCACGCGGCCAUUAAAAGUGCGUGUGAGAAGGUGUUUCCUUGGGCAACCCGAGGAAUAUGUUAUUAUCACCUUCAAGAUAACAUUGUCAAAAAGUUUAAAGGGAAACAUCUCAUGUACUUGGUGAAAGGGGCUGCUUAUGCGCACACGGUUCACGAUUUUAACCGGUACAUGGCUGAGAUACGGAGUGCAAACCCGGAACUUGCAACGUAUUUGGAGAAGGCCGACGCCAAGCUAUGGUCAAGGGUUUAUUGUAAGGGGAACAGGUUCAACAUAAAAACAAGCAACAUCGCUGAAUCUAUUAAUUCCGCACUGAAGCGAGCAAGAGGAUUUCCGAUUCCGUUCCUGCUGGAGUUCAUAAGGCAGAAGUUAGGAAAAUGGUAUUGGAAAAGGAGACAAGAUGCUUUGAGUCUCCCAACUGUACAUAGCCGGGGUGUUGAAUACUUGCUUGCUGUUCGAUCAGAGAUAGCGGAUACGAUGACGGUCGAACCAAUUGAUGGAUGGCGUUUCUUUGUCAAAGGUGGCAAAAUGGACUGUGCGGUUGAUUUGGAACAUGUAAAGUGUGGUUGUGGUGUCUAUGGAGUGGAGAAAAUACCUUGCUCUCAUGCUAUAGCAGCUGGAACACAUGCUGGUGUGCAUAUCGACACACUUGUAUGUCCACUUUACUCAAAGAAUCAUCUGUAUGCAGGAUACUCAGAGAAUAUAUAUCCUAUCGUGUCACAACAUAUUGAGGAACGAGAAUGCUUUCCUCCAAACGUAAAGCGUGGUCCGGGGAGACAGAAGAAAUCAAGAUGGCAAUCUUGGUUGGAGCUAUCUAGGAUGAGGGGACACAAACCCAGGAAGAAACACAGGGCACGGAGAUGCUCAAACUGCAAGGAAACUGGCCAUACGAAACCACAAUGUACACAACCAGUUGACUAGUUGUCCAGACGACCUAAAUAUAAGUCGUCCAGUCUUGAUUACCCGUCCAGACGACUAAUUUCUAAGUCGUCCAGUGUUUCGUCUACCUUCUACGAAGUCGUCCAGUGUAUUAGACUACCUUCUACUAUCCCUUCAAGUGUAUUUUUUUAGACGACCUUUUACGAAGUCGUCCAGUGUAUUUAAGUCGUCCAGUGUAUUUAAGUCGUCCAGUGUUUAGACUACCUUCUACUAUCCCUUCAAGUGUAUUUUUGUAAGUCGUCCAGCUGGAAAACCUUCCAGACGACUUAUUUGUAAGUCGUCCAGCUGGAAAACCUUCCAGACGACUUAUUUGUAAGUCGUCCAGCUGGAAAACCUUCCAGACGACUUAUUUGUAAGUCGUCCAGCUGGAAAACCUUCCAGACGACUUAUUUGUAAGUCGUCCAGCUGGAAAACCUUCCAGACGACUUAUUUGUAAGUCGUCCAGCUGGAAAACCUUCCAGACGACUUAUUUGUAAGUUAGAAAAUCUAUACAAGUUAGAAAAUCAAAUAAAUCAUACAUGCCCACAAACAUACAAAUAGAUUUGUGUAAACAAAUAGUUCAAAUAUACAAAUAGAUUUGUGUAUACAAAUAGUUCAAAUAUACAAAUUGAUUUGUGUAUCUAUACAAGUUAAAAAAUCUAUACAAGUUAAAAAAUCUAUACAAGUUAAAAAAUCUAUACAAAUUGAUUUGUGUAUCUAAUCAUACAUGCCUACAAACAUACCACCAUCCUCAUUAUCUUUCAGAUGCUGAUCAACAAGCUCCGUCCAUAUAGCCAAAGCCAUAGUAUCCCUCAUAGUCUUCGCAUUGGACCUAGCAAAGUCUUUAGGGCUAAAGGGGACCCCAAGAGCAUGACAUUCAAUGUACUUUGCAGCGUACACGCCACAAUCACCAUUGUUGGCCGUGGGUACAUCUUUGAGGAGUCUCUCAUAAGUGUAUCGCUCCAACCCAUGCAUCUGGUCUCCGCACUCCACAAUCAGAUAAGGGACCAUCUCGAGAAAAGGCUCCAUUAUCUCAUCCCAUCUUUCUGGUAUGGUAGUUGAAGGUAUGCUGUCCCAGACGACUAUGUGCCUCUUAGGGAUCGAUAUCCAAAUAGCCACCCAAUGUUUGUUGUCCAAGUUCAGUGGCGCAUAGAUAUCAUCAAUGUCCUCCCCCCACUUCUUGUUUGAUUGGCAAAAUGAAGGCAUUGAUCCGUCAUACAAACUCGCCGCCCCACUAGGUAGCAUUUUUCCUAAACCAUUGUGAUCAGACGACGAUGUUUGAAGACCAGAUACUGUUCUCUCCAAGACUGGGUAAAGUUGUGAUCCAGGAAGCACAUUCGCUCGCUCCGGAAACAUUGUGGGUUCUCCUUAUACCUCUGCCUCAGCACAUUCAUCCAAGCAUCUAUAUGCUGCAUAUAAAAUAAUACAAGUUAGAAC